Letharia columbiana is the source of this 1179-nucleotide messenger RNA. RefSeq lists its product as uncharacterized. The record is from RefSeq and is a predicted model, not a curated record. Bases 1 to 1179 code for a protein of 392 amino acids. Lineage: Eukaryota; Fungi; Ascomycota; Lecanoromycetes; Lecanorales; Parmeliaceae. The transcript has 6 exons.
AUGACCCAAAGUUCGCUCUCCAGACAUUCGCUCCACGUUGGGGAGGUUUUCACCCUAGCACUUGGCUUCGGUAUUAGUACUCUGGCGGUCUGUGCACGCAUAUACACGAAGAUGCGCCUCACGAAAACAAUGAUGAAGGAAGACUAUUUUUCCCUUCUUGCCUGGCUAUUCUUCUUGGCCUAUAUUGCGCUCGCAGUUGUUAUUGGCAAGAGCGAUGGAUCGAUUGAGCAUAUCGCCUACCUCUCGUCCAUCGAGUCAGCUAUCUACUGUCCAAUCAUGGUCGCGGUCAAGAUCUCUAUCCUCCUGCAGUACAUCACUCUAUUCGUGGCACACCGGGGUACCAAUUUCCAUUACUUUGUGCAAGGUCUUAUCUGGACCAACAUACUCUACUAUACUAUCAUUACCUUGCUUUACCUCUUCGAAUGUACCCCUCGGCAAAAGUUGUGGGAUCCCACCACCCCUGGGCAUUGUUUCGGUAGAGAUCAACUCGGAGUUGCCUCUGGUAUCAUCAACGUUAUCUCGGACUUCUCGAUAUUAAUCUUACCACUUCCAAUAAUCUGGCGCCUUCAAAUCUCCUGGUACAAGAAGUCCCGUGUCAUUGCAGUUUUCGGUUUUGGGCUGUUCGCUUGUUUUGCAAGCGUCUUGCGCCUUGUGUACAGUUCUGAGCUAAUUCAUGUCCCCUCCAUAAAUCCUGCUUAUCAAUUAGAUGUCGACAGGAUUGGGCUUUGGGCUUUUGCAGAGAUAGCAAUCGGCAUCAUAGUAGGCUGCCUGCCAGUCCUGCCCAGACUCUUCAAGCAUCUCGUCUUUAAGGAAGCCGGCUCAUCAUCGAGAUUCAAGAUCCUUUCCACCAGCAGCCGAACAUCUUGGCGCAGACUAUUCCGCAAGUCCACUACACCGGAGCUGACCAGCAAAGAUUCUUCAUACUUCAACCGAAAGUCUCUCCGCAGCAAGGAAAGCUCGAGGUCUACCGGAGCUCCAUAUAUUGAAACGCCAAUUCUCACACGCAAUUCCUUUCAACUUUCGGAGAAUAAUCUUCCGAGAAUACCCUCGCCGGUCUUUGAUAAAGAAUAUUCAGCGGCGGCGCUACGGAUUGCUACCUUUGGUCCAGGGGGAAAAGGGUAUGUGGAAAAUGGUAGAAUUAUCGACGUAGAAAGCGGAAUCCGGGCAGGAUGGAACUGA